CUGAGGUCCUUAUAUAUAGUACUGUAGAUAUUGUUUCUUUGCUCAUGGUAGCGCUCGGUGUCUGUCGGGCUACGAUAUGUUAUGCACUUGCUAUUAUCGGAGGAAGAAUAUAUUUUCACAGGGUAAGUUACUGAUACUUAGUUUUUAUAUCCAGAAGCUGAGCAUCGAUAUUUUAUACAAUGAACUUACCGAGAUCUGGGACAUUGUUGAACACCAAUCCGUUGUAAGCGUGCUCCCUGUAUAAGGAUAUAGUGUCACCGCAAACACCAGCAGGUGGCAC
Molecule: messenger RNA, 280 nt
Organism: Aspergillus vadensis CBS 113365
Lineage: Eukaryota; Fungi; Ascomycota; Eurotiomycetes; Eurotiales; Aspergillaceae
Exons: 1
Coding region: 77-244 (55 amino acids)
Source: RefSeq, a predicted model, not a curated record